CAAGUGCCCACGCGUGACGCCAGAUGCGCAUCUUCGAGAGGCACACAUGUCUGCUUGAGGGGCAUGGGAGGGGGGGGGGCGUGCGAGCUUACCCGCUACACAGGCCCCCCCUCACUGCUGCGCCACUCGGCAAAAAAAUAAUGGUGACUGUUGUUUUCGCUUUAUGCAUAUUAAAAAAACAUGCAUUUGUUUGUCUAUUCAUUUUUACCACCGUUGGGCCCCCUCAUGAGAUGAAUUCUGGUCACAAAAAAUGCCCUUUGUUUGCAAAGUUGAGGAAGCUAAUGACAAAAGUACCGACGCAUAGCAGCACACAGCAAAGCCGACAGGCCCCAAAGGCAGACCAUGGAACCAGUGGUAUAAAAAUGAGGUCCAGUACCGACAGGACACGCUGUCUUAGGGCAGGCCGGGUGCUCCUCUGUGAACCUUCUCAUAGCUAUGAGACAGAUGCCCGGGCCACGGGAGCCAAGAGGAAAGUGGAGGAGGACGCUAAGACUCCAGCCAGGAAGAAGAGGAAAGGCGAGCUUCCAGAGGACAAGGAAUCUUCCUGCAACUCCGGUGACAAUGCAUGCCUACAAAGUUCUCAAGUGGCUGCACAAGUGGGAGGCUUCCAGGCGGUGGAUGGAGAGGAACCAAGCGUCCACCCGAAGAUGAUGAAACCCAGCGACGAUGACGUCUCAGGAGUUUGCUGGGCUCAACUGGAGCUGAAAUACGUGCAGGAGAGACUGCUGGCCGUAGGAGGCUGUGGAUCCGUCUUUACCGGCUACCGCAAAAUAGACAAUUUCCCAGUGAGUAUUACACAUGUGGCCAUCAAGCACAUCCCAAAAGACAACAAUAUAACUCUACAGAAGCAAAAGGACAGGAUCAACAUGUCCUCGGAGGUGGCCGUUAUGAAGAAGCUUGCCAAAGACUUGCCUGAGGGGCGCUCGCCUUAUGUCACUCUACUGGACUGGUAUGACCUGGGUCAGAAGCUCAUUCUGGUGAUGGAGAGGCCCGUUCCCGCUGAGGACCUGACCGAAUACAUUAGCAAGAAAGGAGGGUGUCUUGAUGAGAGCGAGGCUAAGGUCAUACUGAAACAGUUGCUGGAUGUGGCUCAAAAACUUCAGGAGAAGCACAUUUUCCAUCGUGACAUCAAGACCGAAAACAUCCUGAUCGAGAGCACCCCCGACGGCCUUCACGUCCGCAUCAUCGACUUUGGACUGAGUUGCUUCACCAAGAAAAGAUCUCUCUACAGACUCUUUUUUGGAACUCCUUCUCUGGAGCCCCCCGAAUGGCUCCGCCACCAAUGGUAUCGGGCGGGCCCCACCACCGCGUGGCAGAUCGGGACGGUGCUCUUUGACAUCCUCCACAAUGAAGUGGACUUUCAAACAGAAGGGUACCUCAAGGAGGAGAUAAAAAUUAGCAACAAGUUUUCGGAUGAUUGUCGGGAUUUCCUGCAGAAGAGCCUGACCGCGGCGCCUGAAGAACGGCCCACCCUCAAAGAGCUGCGGCGUCACAAGUGGCUCAGAUAACACCGGAGAGGUCAUCAUGAUUGCCAAGAGGACGAAGUCCCCAAACUGUCAGUUUUAAAAUGAAGUUUUAAUAACCAA
Messenger RNA from Hippocampus comes (tiger tail seahorse), 1586 nucleotides. RefSeq names its product serine/threonine-protein kinase pim-2-like. NCBI's taxonomy places the organism in Eukaryota, Metazoa, Chordata, Actinopteri, Syngnathiformes, Syngnathidae. Gene Ontology annotation, cellular component: cytoplasm. Bases 24 to 1508 code for a protein of 494 amino acids. The transcript has 10 exons. Gene Ontology annotation, molecular function: ATP binding; protein serine/threonine kinase activity. The record is from RefSeq and is a predicted model, not a curated record. Gene Ontology annotation, biological process: regulation of mitotic cell cycle; negative regulation of apoptotic process; protein autophosphorylation.